AUGCCAGGGAUAGAUCCGAACAUAAUCUGCCACAAGCUUGCCAUAAACAAAACAUGCAAGCCAAUCGCCCAGAAGAAGAGGAACCUCGGAACAGAAAAAAUGAAGGCAGCCCUUGAAGAGACAAAGAAACUUCUCAACGCUGGCUUUAUAAAAGAGCUCUACUUCACCACAUGGCUCUCAAAUGUGGUAAUGAUCCUCAUGCACCCGGAAGACCAAAACAAAACUGCCUUUAUAACAGAACACGGAAAUUUUUGCUACAAAGUUAUGCCAUUUGGUCUUAAGAAUGCAGGAGCAACAUACCAGAGACUCAUGGACAAGGUCUUCCAACAACAAAUAGGAAGGAACAUGGAGAUCUAUGUCGAUGAUAUGGUAGCAAAAACCUCAGAACAAGGAUCACAUUGUGAUGACCUAGAAGAAGUCUUCCAACAGAUCCGAGCAUAUAACAUGAGACUGAACCCUGAAAAAUGUGCAUUCGGAGUUCAAGGAGGAAAAUUCCUCAGAUUCAUGCUGACCUCACAAGGAAUUGAAGCAAAUCCAGAAAAGUGUCAAGCCAUCCUCAAAAUGAACAGUCCAAAAACAAUAAAAGAAGCACAGCAACUAGCAGGGCGAAUUGCUGCACUAUCACAAUUCCUACCCGCAGUAGCAAACCGAUCAUAUCAUUUCUUCCGAACAAUCUCGAAGAAUAAAAAGUUCAACUGGACAGAAGAAUGCGAACGAUCUUUCACAGAACUUAAGCAAAUAUUAUCAUCACCGCCAAUUCUUCAAAAACCAGAGCUCGGUAAACCAUUAUAUUUAUACUUAUCAAUAUCUAACCAUGCCGUAAGCUCGGUGCUAGUUUCUGAAACAGGAAAAAUACAAAACCCGGUGUACUUCGUCAGCAGAGUUCUACAACCAGCAGAAACCAGAUAUCCAAGAAUAGAACAGCUCGCAUUAGCCCUGAUACUACCCGACUUUAUAUCCAAGCUAACAACCGAAGACAAGCAAACAAAACAUAACUGGAAACUCUAUGUAGAUGGUGCAGCAAACAAGGAUGGAAGUGGAGCCGGAGUAACACUUAAAGAAAGUGAACAGGUCAUAGCCGAGCAGUCAUUGCAAUUUUUCUUUACAGCAAGUAAUAACCAGGCAAAAUAUGAAGCUCUUCUGGUCGGAUUAAAGCUCACCCAAGAUUUGCAGAUAACACACCUCACUGUAUAUUGCGACUCCCUACUCGUCGUUCAGCAGAUCAAAGGCGAGUUCCAGGUAAAAGAUCCUUUGCAAGAGAAAUACUGGCUCAUAGCAAAGGACCUUAUUGCAAAAUUUCAUAAAAUAGAAAUAAUACAUGUGAACAGAGAGCAAAAUGCAAGAGCCGAUGUUUUAUCUAAAUUAGCAACAACAAGGCCACAAUCACACAUGCCAACACUUUCACAAUUAACACUUGACAAACCAAGCUUUGAAUUUAAUAGUAUGUUGAGCAUUACACAGGAAAAAGAUUGGAGGACACCGUUCCUCGAGUACAUUAAAACAGGGAUCAUCCCAACAGACGAACAGAACCAAAAACUCUUUCGAAGAAGAGCAAGCUAUUAUACAAUCGUCAGGGACAACUUAUACAGACGAGGAUUUUCACAACCACUCCUAAGAUGCAUAAGCAAGGACGAAGCUGAAACAGUAAUGGCAGAAACCCAUGAAGGGAUAUGCGGCAACCACAUAGGAGGCCGAGCAUUAUCCGCAAAGAUAUUACGCAUGGGUUACUAUUGGCCAACCAUGAAGAGAGAUUGCAUUGCCAAAGUAAAAAAAUGUGACAAUUGCCAAAAACAUGCCAUGAUAUCCAAAACACCCGCAAAGGAACUACACACUCUAGAGGUAAGCUGGCCUUUCGAUAGAUGGGGAUUGGAUAUCCUCGGCCCCUUCCCGAAAGUGCCAGGACAGGUAAAAUUUCUUUUGGUAUCAAUAGAUUAUUUUUCAAAAUGGAUUGAAGCACAACCUCUAGCACGAAUAACAGCUGAAAAGGUGAGAUCUUUCCUAUGGAAAAACAUCAUCUGCCGUUAUGGUAUACCUAGAGAAAUAAUCUCUGACAAUGGAAGACAGUUUACAGAUCAAAAUCUCGCCUUAUUUUUACAAAACUUCAAUAUAAAACAUCACUUUAGCUCGGUCGAGCAUCCACAAACAAAUGGCCAGGUAGAAUCGGCUAACCGAGUUGUUUUACAGGCCUUGAAAAAGAAAUUGGACGAUGCUAAGGGGGAGUGGGCUGACCUUGUUCCAGAGGUCCUAUGGGGUUACAACACAACAACUCACUCAGCAACUGGAGAGACCCCGUUCAAACUAGUGUAUGGCGCAGAAGCCCUCAUACCCGUAGAAGUCGGAACGCCUACACUCCGAACCGAACUAUAUAAUCGGACCAGAAACAGCGAAGAAAGAGCAACCGAUCUAGACCUCCUUGAGGAAGAAAGAGAAAUAGCAACCAUAAAGCAGCAAGCCAUGAAGCAGUUCCUACAAAAACGGCAUAACAGAAGAGUGGUCCCCAGAAUAUUUGAAAGUGGGGAACUUGUACUCAGAAAAACAGAAGAGGCAAGAAAGCCCAAAGCCCACGGAAAGCUAACAGCAAACUGGGAGGGACCAUUUCGAAUCAACAAAGUACUCAGCAAAGGAGCAUACCAAUUGGAGACACUGUCAAGGGAACCAGUAUCAGGAAACUGGAAUAUAUCCUCCUUGAGGAAAUAUCUAUCAUAA
Molecule: messenger RNA, 2706 nt
Organism: Arachis ipaensis
Lineage: Eukaryota; Viridiplantae; Streptophyta; Magnoliopsida; Fabales; Fabaceae
Source: RefSeq, a predicted model, not a curated record